This is a messenger RNA of Boeremia exigua, 2602 nucleotides long. RefSeq lists its product as uncharacterized. The transcript has 3 exons. The record is from RefSeq and is a predicted model, not a curated record. Gene Ontology annotation, biological process: regulation of DNA-templated transcription. Gene Ontology annotation, molecular function: DNA-binding transcription factor activity. The coding region runs from base 265 to 2202 and encodes 645 amino acids. Lineage: Eukaryota; Fungi; Ascomycota; Dothideomycetes; Pleosporales; Didymellaceae.
CUUUUCCCUAAGCUUCACGUCACAUCAGUUCCCCUUCAGCGUUCCUUGUACCCAACGACCUUCCUGGACUUUGCCUGUAGUUUGCAAACGGCGCACAUAUCUCCUGUGGCAGACGACUGGUAUCUGGACGCACCACUAGAGGACGUCAGUACCCAGCUUGCCGAAGCGCUACUCUGGCCAGACCGUUCGAACCAUCCGUUCACGACACAUACACUUGUUACCAUCUAUUAGAGACCUCGCGGAGUGUCAGGAAGAGGGUUCAGUAUGAAGGGCACGGAAAGCACAGAGCGACCACGCAAACGUUCUCGUACAAGCGAAGAUGCGGACGAUGCAGCUGUCACCUCAGGCGGCAAGAAGACUCGAGGAAGACCGCGAGUCGACACGCAAGAUGCUACAGCUGCAGAUCGUCGAAGGACACAGAUUCGUCUUGCACAACGGGCAUACCGACAGCGUAAAGAAACGACCAUAUCUGCUCUUCAGCGGCAGAGCACUCAACUGCGCGUCAUCAUCGAGGAAAUGAACAAGACUUUUUUACGCUACAAUGACUCCAUCGUGCAAUCUGGACUAUUGCAACUCAACCCUGGACUUGCCAAAGAUGCUAAGGAGAUGACUGAAACAUUUGCUAGUUUAGUUAAAUCCUCCAACGAACGAACACUAGACAGCGACGAAGAAGAAUUUGCCGGGGAAGACGCAUCGGCACAACAAGCACAAGUCGAUCCCGCAUCGAAUCCAACCACACGAGCUCAGCCAUUGACCACACCUACCGAGGAAGAGCAGUCUUGGAGCCAUUCAGCAGCAUCCGAAAUUACGGAGCAAGCACAACCAAAAGUGGCUGCGACACAGCCUGGAAGCUAUCUCGCACAUAUCUCAAGCUCGUCGUACAGUCUACCGGAGCCGAACAAUCGAUCUGGUCUUGUCCGUCGAUACCGAGACCCCUUGGACGAGGCUUUAGAACAGUCAAGGCCCCUAAGUGCACUCCACCAGUUUCAGGCAGCUAGGGAUCCACCCCGGACACAGCAACAGCAGCAAGAACUACUACCGAAACAGCCACUUCCGUUCGGUCUUGUUGAUAUUCCCAGCCGUGAGCAAUCGCCAUUCUUACCACCGUAUAUCUUUCCCGUCAACGUUCCUGCGAUCGGUGCAGAGCUUCCCCCGCCACCACGCCAGAAACCCUUGUUUCCUUCAGCGACUUCGAUAACAAAAACACUAUCACCAAGUUACACGUACUCGUAUGAAGAGGUUACCUUCGCACGAAGGCUAACGAGAGCCACAUUGGAAUCUGGCUUCCUCUUGCUCAGCACUCCAGAUAUCCAUCCGGCACUCCUAAAUUACAUUUUCAAGCUAUCUCUGCCCUAUCUGUCUCUGGAAGAAACGCGUAACCGCUUCAAGACAAUCUUGGCUCGUGGAGUGGAUGAGGACUUGGACUGGUAUGCGACGCCUUUUCUUCAUCUAGGCGGUGCCGGAACGCACUAUCAACGGCGUGAUGCUGAGGGCAUGCCCAUACCAAUGAAGAAUACUUGGACAAUACGACAGAUGGGCCCAGUAGACCGACGCAUGAUCAGAGUAGAAAGUGUGGCUGAUGGCCGAACACAAGAUCUUGAAGGCAUUGAUCUUCACGGCUUUGAAGGAGAGUGGUUCGAUUCGUACGAUGUGCAAGGCUACAUCGAGGAGCAGUGGCACUGUAGGAUCGACCCCAGAAGUUCCUUCGCAGAGUGUUUGAUCGACAGCGACAGUACCUCGCCUUCGGAAAAUGAGACAGGAAGCCCCAGCCUGAGUCGCGGGUCGACAGCUAGUAAUUCGGAUAAUCCCACGCCGCCGCCGCUGCCGGCUUCGUUCUUCGAGCCUCCAUAUGGUCUUGAUAUGUUCUUCAACCGAGCUCCGACGCCGGACUUGCUCUCAGCAACCCCCAAAAACAGCCUACAAGACCUGUCCUUUGAUCAGACUCUAGGUCUGGAUCUGGCGCCUGCCUUCGACCUGGGUUUCGUGGGGAGCAGUGGAUACAGCACGUUUGGUCUAGACAUGAUGGGUGAGGCUGAACAGCUCCCAGUAGUGAAGCAGAGGCCGAAGAAAGUCGCAUGGGUGGAUGUGCAAAAGCUCAUUGACAAAAUGACCAAACGUGCUGUCUGUCUAGGCCGCGCGCCGGGGUACAGGCGCAAGGACGUCGACACAGCAUUUAGAGAAGCUCUCAUACCCGCAUGCUGAGGCUUUGCAUGCAAUGUUCUCGAAGGGCAAAAGAGCUGCUGUGAGGUGGGAGAAAGUAUGAGCACAUGUUCAACAAGAAGACUUGGAGUUCGGCGUUCAUAGAAAGGGCAGAGCGGACAUGAGUCACUCAUCACGAUAUACAUACGAAAGGACAUAGGUAAACUUAAUGAUUGACGACAACAAGGUCGUUGGAUGCUUUCAUCCAGACACUCGCAACCUCGCGUGGCUUUGUUGCAGGGUCGCCAAGGCGCUAGCUGUAGGGGAGGGAGUGAUCUUCUAGCAGUUGUGCGGCCGAACACCAGUACACCACCCCAGACCUCACGACCACCAUCGUGAAAGCGCUUGCACCCGUCACACAAGACCCGCCGUCUGCAUAUCCCAUAUCCGUAGUCAAUAUACA